This is a messenger RNA of Eufriesea mexicana, 4819 nucleotides long. Its product is annotated as RNA-binding protein fusilli. The record is from RefSeq and is a predicted model, not a curated record. Bases 1 to 2127 code for a protein of 708 amino acids. NCBI's taxonomy places the organism in Eukaryota, Metazoa, Arthropoda, Insecta, Hymenoptera, Apidae. Gene Ontology annotation, molecular function: RNA binding. The transcript is spliced from 12 exons.
AUGCAGACUACGGGCGCUACGAGGGGACCAGCUCACCUGGUUGCCCUUUACGUGGCGACGGCCGGUCUCCAGGGUAAUGCUCUUGGUUCCGACGAAGAGGAAAUCACGCUGUUGGUUUACGUGCUUAUCGACGUGCUACAGAAUAAGGUGCUGGGAAGGCAACAGUAUAUUGUACGACCGAUGGUAAUGGACGAAAGUUGUACUCCUGGAACCGGUAGCGACAAUCCGGCAGUUGCCGGAAGUAGCGGAGUCAUCAGCGAAGCAGCGCUAGCGCAUGCUCCGACGUUAACUGAAAGAACUGUUCGAGAGCAUGGAAUUCCUCUGGAGCAAGCUAUCGAACAGUUUGAAGCAUGGUGGUCUUCAAUGUGCGUGACGUCCGGUUCCGCACCACGUUUCGUCGUAGACGGUCAGGCGCCGAUGAGACAAUGCUUACAUCCAGAAGCCUGCAACAAAGACAUCGACCUACCAGAACAUUAUACCCUGUUUCAUGACCUUCGAAAGGAAUUCGUUGCCUGUUAUUCAACCCAUGGAGAACUCUCGACUUUUGGAAUACAGGAAAUGCUGGAAUAUUUUGGUCUACCAUUAGACACUGACAAUGAUUAUCAUGUGAAAGAAAUACAAGAUAUGAUCUGUGUAAUACAGAGAAUGAUCAAAGAUGGUCACGUCUUCCAAAAUCCUGAAGCAGUUAAUAUUAUUUUAGAACCUGGUAUAUGCUCAAAAGAUGAAGAAGUUGACAAUGGCUGUGUAGUAAGAGCUAGAGGUCUUCCUUGGCAAUCAUCUGACCAGGAUAUAGCAAAAUUUUUUCGUGGCCUAAAUGUUGCCAAGGGUGGUGUAGCUCUGUGUUUAAGUCCUAUGGGAAGACGUAACGGAGAAGCAUUAGUACGGUUUGUGAACAAAGAACACAGAGACAUGGCGUUAAAAAGACAUAAACAUCAUAUGGGAGGAAGAUAUAUAGAAGUGUAUAAGGCAUCUGGGGAGGACUUUGUUGGUGUGGCUGGAGGAACUAGUGGUGAAGCUCAUGCAUUUUUAUCUAGAGGAGCUCAAGUUAUUGUUAGAAUGCGAGGCUUGCCAUAUGAUUGUGUUGCUAAACAAGUGUUGGACUUCUUUUUGUCAGGGCAAAAGCCCUGUCACGUACUGGAUGGAGAAGAUGGCGUUUUGUUUGUGAAAAAACCAGAUGGUAGGGCAACUGGAGACGCGUUCGUUCUUUUUGCAAAGGAAGAAGACGCCGUGAAGGCUUUAAGUAAACACAGAGAUUGCAUUGGAAGCCGGUACAUAGAACUUUUUCGAAGUACGAUUGCCGAGGUGCAACAGGUCUUGAAUAGGGCGAUUGAUCCGAAACAGAUUGUACUACCAACACCUCCCAUUCCACAGCUUCCACCUAUACUUCCACAACAUAUUAUCACCUCUGGUACGCGUAAGGACUGCGUUAGAUUGCGUGGUCUUCCAUACGAAGCUCUCGUUGAACAUAUUCUCGAGUUCAUGGGUGAACAUUCUAAAAAUAUUGUCUACCAGGGUGUUCAUAUGGUUUACAAUGCUCAAGGUCAACCUUCUGGUGAAGCAUUUAUUCAAAUGGACAGCGAAAGUUCAGCAUAUGCUUGUGCGUCGCAGCGACAUCAUCGGUACAUGAUAUAUGGCAAGAAACAACGAUACAUUGAAGUGUUUCAGUGCAGCGGGGACGACAUGAAUCUGGUAUUGACAGGUGCAGUAACUCCACCAUCAACCAAGGCUCUACUAUCACCUGGAGGCACGAUGUUGCCACCACCACCAGUCGCAAUAUUUCCACCUGCGGCUGCAAUGUUACCUCGUGGUCCACCACAAUUUGCAGCACCUUAUCCGGCUCCAAUAUUUUAUUGGCCCUAUCCUUCACCGCCAGUCAGCCCAACUAAUUAUUAUAAUCCAGCAAAUGUCGGUGGUAUCGCGGCAAUUCCUCAACAGGCGGCCUUGUUAACUCCAGCUGAGUGUUUACAAUUAGCACCAGGAGCAACUGUACCUGCUACAACUACACCAACCGCAGAGCCACCACGUAUUGACGCCUUCCUCCCUCGAAUGGAUAUGGAAAAACGUGUACCUGUUCCUGCACCCCCGCAAGCGGAAUGCAAUCCAUUUGUCGAAGUAUUUAUGGUUUGAUGAUGAUUGUCUGAUCGAGAUUCAUCCGGCGAAUUCGUCUUGAACGUUCUGCCACACGUUUGAUCCUCGACAGAGUCGAGUGAACCUUUUAGCCUCGCACGACAGAAACUGAACGGUUACGUUUUCUUGCUGCUUGCAAAAGAAGAUCACGUGUCCUCAUACGUGUGUGUAAGAGUCCAUGUCCAAAAUAGCUUCGUCUUUGUUAUCCGAGAAAAUCCGUUAAACGAAAUCUCGAGGGUAUCCAGUGCGACAGGAUUUAUAUUUUUUUCUUAUCUUCGAAAGAAGCUUCCCCCAACCCUCACCCCAUAAAUCUAACGUGUCGCAGGGUGGCACGUUUCUUUCUAGUCUAGAGACAGAUGCAAGUCGUCGUAGCAUAGCGCAGUGACGUCGUUUCUUUCUCGUCGUUUGUUUCAAUCCCUCUGGAACAGAACGCGCACGGCACGUUUUCUAUUCUUCUGAUUCCCUCGUUUUCCUGGGCUUCUGUUCUGUCAAUCCCUUCUAUAUAUUUUUUCUCUCCAUUCCAUUCGCAGCUCUGUGAUCAAGCAUCAGAGCGCUACAUGGACAUUCCCGGGAGUAAAGAAUCGCGAUCAGACAUCGUCUGGUCGUGUCAGUAAUAUUGUGGUGUUUAGAAAUAAUUGACGUUUCGAUCAUUUCAAGUAAGCCCGUUGAAAAUCAGUGAUCUUAACGUGCAGCUGGUAUUCGGAACUCGAGCAAUGAAAUUCACACAUGACGUGUUAGCAUUUAAUUCGUACAAACUUUUGUUUGCUACCUUGUGAUUCCGAGCAUCAAGCUAUAGUUUUAUAGUCGAACGCAUUGACCAUGUUGACCUCCUUUGCUUAACAUGGUGAAAGUGGUCGUCGAUGUUAGAAAAAGGAUAAAAAAAAGAAGUAAAAUUACUAGCGUGAUAGCGCAUUUACUUUUAGAGUUUUACUUAAUUUAAUUUAAAGUUUUAAUAUGAAAUUUAAUAUAUACCUUAUCGCUGAUCGUUAUCCAAACGAGUUAUCUAAACGUUAUUGUCGUUAAGUCACUGUAAAGUUUCAAUUUUAUUAUUAUUGAAUAAGUUAUUCGACUCCAAAGUGUCGUUUCAUAUUAGCUUCCGUUUCAUCGGUUGUCUGAAUCGCUGUAGGAGGCUACGAUUCGUGUGAUAAUAUGGUCUUAUAAUUCUUCACCAUCGAAUUACGUCCUCAAUGUUGCAAGUAUUGCAUGAACGUCUUUCGUUAAAAAUAUUAUUACUGCCUUGAACCAACUUUUAAUAUCGAUUCCUGUUUAUAAUCAAUUUUACCUGUAUGUGGUAAAGUAAAAAUACGUAUAACUAUGGUUCUACAGUGACUAUCAUACAAUAUAUAUAUAUUGGAUUAUUUAACACUGAUAGACUAUCAGGUCGAAAAUUUUGAUACCUGAGAUUUAUUGAUUAUUCAAUCACGUAAUUAGUUUACUUAAUUCUUCAGCCUUAUUCUUUCCCAGUCAAGUAGAACAUUUUUUUGAAUUUCUUCAUCCCAUCCCCAUUACUAUUAACUAAAACUAUUAACAUAUUUUAUAAUUAAUAAUUAGUCUCAUGAAUGAUACUUUUAGAAGUACACUUACUAAAGAAAAAAGAAAAAGGAAAGCUGGUCUUAAAACAAAAUUGAAAUUUUGUUAGAAUUGAAAGUGCAAAUACAUUCUAUAUAUCGGGGAGAAGGAUGAAUAUUUUGGAUAAAAAUUGAGUUAAGGAUAUACUUUUGUAGUUUUGAAAAUGUCCCUCUUUGUUCUUGUUCCUGCAAACAGCGCUCGUGUAAAAAGGUGCAAUUUUAGAUAUAAAGAGUGACGUUCGAAAAACCAGGGUCGUUUUACCGAUAAAAAUUGAAAAUAAAACAAAUUUGGUAAAAUGUCUUAUGAAUUAUACAUACAUAGAAAUGAUAUGAACGUAUAGAUAUAUAUAUAUAUUUUUUAUAAAUAUUAAACUACAGCUAGGUUUGAAAUGAGCUUUGAUAAUCGAUAAUUGACGCGUGGUUGUAAUUGCCAAAAACUUCAUCAUACAUUCCGACAUAAAGAAACAAAAAAAAUACUAUUAAACUAUAUGAUACGAAUAUUUUGCUUUCAAUUGAAUAUACAUUUGUGCUUACAUAUAAGUCAUAAAACAGAGAAAAAAAAGAUUGAAGACGAGAGUACAGGUUACACAGAUUGAUCGAUAAUAUCGAGAUUUUGGAAGGACAUUACCACCAUCGAAACUCUCGAUUCAAAGGUACCUGAAGUUGUCUGAUUGAGCGUGCUCACUAAACUGCUAAUGACACGCGAUCUGUUUUUAUUUUGUUCAGCGAUUGUUGUCGUGAUGAAAAGUGCAAUGAAACAUGACGAGGUGAUUCGCAAAUACGAGUGCUCCGAAUUAAUAUUGUCAGCUCAUAGAUAGACGAGUUUAUUCAUGUUAAGUGUCUUAAAAAUUAAGUUAAAAUAUAAGAGAUAAAAUAGUACUGCGGAUUAACGAGCACACGAACAAAUCGCAUUGUUGGUUUUGUUUCUCGUUACCGUAAUGUGCUAUGUUGCAUGAUAUUGGUGCAAUAAUUUUUUCUUUUUUCCUUUUUUGUUAUGACGUGUGCAAUAGGGAUCAAAAGAAUUAUGUAGUCUUCCGUACUAAGAAAUAUUAGGUAAAACACUACCAUCAUUAUUCGUACUAAAUUAAUUAUUUACGUCUAUAUCGAUAUUUCCAGAAUAAAGU